Molecule: messenger RNA, 1008 nt
Organism: Nanorana parkeri
Lineage: Eukaryota; Metazoa; Chordata; Amphibia; Anura; Dicroglossidae
Gene: PPP3R1
Product: protein phosphatase 3 regulatory subunit B, alpha
Exons: 6
Coding region: 190-702 (170 amino acids)
Molecular function (GO): calcium-dependent protein serine/threonine phosphatase regulator activity; calcium ion binding
Source: RefSeq, a predicted model, not a curated record
GCUCCGCCCAGCUCCGUGUGACGACGACCAGGCUCCGCCCGUUCCCUCCCCGUCGUUCGCUGCUCGCUCUCCCCAUAGUACGAGGCUGCAGCGGGUCAGUGUUGGAGCGUCCUCCUCCUAGCCGGAGCCUGUACCCAGCGGACCAGCCAGGCAGUUCACCCCUAAUUCUCGCUAAACCCGCCGGACGCCAUGGGAAAUGAGGCAAGCUACCCGUUGGAAAUGUGCUCACAUUUCGAUGCUGAUGAGAUCAAAAGGCUAGGAAAGAGAUUUAAGAAACUUGACUUGGACAACUCGGGAUCUCUGAGUGUGGAGGAAUUCAUGUCUUUACCUGAGCUCCAACAGAACCCUCUCGUGCAGCGAGUAAUAGACAUAUUUGACACCGAUGGGAACGGAGAGGUAGACUUUAAAGAAUUUAUCGAAGGAGUUUCUCAGUUCAGCGUAAAGGGUGACAAGGAACAGAAACUGAGGUUUGCUUUCCGUAUAUAUGACAUGGACAAGGAUGGCUAUAUCUCAAACGGCGAGCUUUUCCAGGUGUUGAAGAUGAUGGUCGGAAACAACCUUAAGGACACACAGUUACAGCAAAUAGUAGACAAAACGAUUAUCAAUGCAGAUAAAGAUGGCGAUGGGAGAAUAUCUUUUGAAGAAUUCUGUGCUGUCGUAGGUGGUUUAGAUAUCCACAAAAAGAUGGUGGUCGAUGUGUGACUUCAGAACAACAUCCAACACUUAUGCUUUCUUCUCCAUCUCUGAAGAUCUGCUCAAGACGUCCAGCAACGCUCUGUGUAUUUUAAAUGGAAGUAUUUUUCUCUGUGAAGCCACAUUUUCCAACAUGAGCCUCAUGAAGCCAACUUAAGUGUUAUUGAACUUUUUAUUCUCUCAAUAACUCGGUGUAGCACUUUAAAGUCUGAAGGACAGCACAAUGGGGAGGAGCAUAUCAGUGUGAUGGAGAAAAAGAAGGGAGUUGGCUUUUUUUUUUCUAUUUAUUUUGUUUCUUCAUCUUUUAUAAACAAG